CUGUGGAGCAUGCGCAGUGAAACCGAAAUCAAACGCAACAACAAACCGCUGAGAAGUAGCAAACUACCGAUGUACUCUUUGUCGGGAUGGUGUUGUGAGAAAGUAUCCGGUGGUUUAUUUUUAAAGAACACGCCAUCUAUCUGGUCGGAGAACCGCCUGAAGACAAGGAGAACACAGAGGUGACAACUCGAGCUUGUUUUUUCUACUUUUUUUUUUUUUGGAAGCGCCUCCAACGCACUUGCUUCCUGUUAAAUACUCGGCAACAAAUCGCACCGUGAGAAAUGUGAAGGGAGCGCUUCGCGAGGCGGAACAGGAGGCCACCAACCCACCGGACUGCUGCCUGUUCCUCGGCGCUUGCCGCCGCAUGAGCCUGUCGGCGGGAUGUCGCUGAGUUCGGGCGGCUGGACUCGCAGCCCCGGCCUCACGCCGGACCACUCCGCCGCCCUCCCCGGCAGCUACGAAGCCCCACAGGCGCAACCUGGCUGCCACACCGUGCUGAUGUCGGUCCGGGUCUCGGUGUGCCAUUCCGGGGUUCGCCCGCUGUGUCUUCCGGGAGCAGGCGACGAGUCACUCCGCCUGCAGCUGAGCAUGGACCCGGGGAAAUCCGGGGAAUUCCGGCUGGCGCUCCAGAACACCAGCAGGACGGGCCAGAGUAGCGUGAACAUCGCCGAGUUCGACCUGAGGUCCAUAAACUAUGAGGUGAAGUCGCCGCGGUGCCACGAGCUGAUCUCGGUGGCGCCUCCGUGCGACCGCAUCAGCUUCAACUUCAGCAGCGAGCAGGAGGCGGAGCAGUGGGCCACCGUGGUCACGUCCUCCCUGAGGGAAGCACACCGAGCCCCACCCCAGGAGAACGGCCUGCAGCACCUCUUCGACGGCCUCCAUCUGCAGAACACCUCGGCUUUACAACAAACAGAGGACGCUUGUUUAGAGCUGAAGAGAGCCAUAGAGGCGGGGGACGUGCAGAGCGCCUCCGUCUUUGCCGCCUCACUCGCCCGCAGACAGGCGGCCCUAAAGAUCCAGCCCUCCACCAAAGUAUAUGAAGACACUGAAAUAAGCUUGGCCGUCAUGGUGGAGGAUUCUUCCUCAUCCUGUUGCAUCACUGUGAAAGUUUUCCCUCACAUGACUACUGCGUCGUUGAAACAGCAGAUGUUUCUCGAGUACGGCUUCCACCCGCGGGUGCAGCGCUGGGUGAUCGGCCAGUGCUUGUGCGCCGACCUCAGGUCUCUGGCGUCGUACGGCGUCCGCCAGGACGGCGACACGGCCUUCCUGUACCUCCUGUCGGCACGCCACUCUCGCCUGACCGUUCAAGUCCUGCAGCAGGACCAGGAGAGCGCCCUCCUCCUCAGCCCUCCGCUGUCUUUUCAGAACCCCUCGCUCCCUGCUGCCUCCACAAACGGCCCCUCCUCCCAGGACUGGAGGCCGUACACCACGCUACCUCCAAGGCUCCACAGGAGCAGCAAUAACGGUGGUUCAGAGAGACAAAACUUUGGUGAUGUUGGAGAUCUCCUCAACUUCCAAAUGCCUGAACCUCAUGAAGUUCUGAGCCCCAACACUACUUCCACGCAGGGUUGGUCGUGUCCAUCUUGUACGUUCAUCAACAAACCAACGCGGCCGGGCUGCGAGAUCUGCAGCACCAACCGCCCUGAGAGCUACGUUGUCCCUGGAGGAUACCAGCCUGACGCCCUGGAGCUGAGGAGGAUCCAGCAGGAGAAGGAGGCCAUCAGACAGUACCAGCAGCCCCUCAGAGUCAGAAGCAAGAUACAGCACCAAGUACCAGCCAUGAGCCCACAAGUCCUGAGUGGGCAGGCAAAGGAGCAGGAGCGAAGGGAGAACUUUGACCGGCUGGUGAAGAUGGACGGUCAGGACCUGGUGCCCAACCCUGAGCUGGUGGAUUGUAAGAUUUGCUUCGUGGACCUCCAGUCAGGAGAAGGUGUCCUCCUGAGGGAGUGUCUCCACUGUUUCUGCAAAGAGUGUUUACGCUCCGUCAUCAUGCUGAGCGAGGAGCCUGAGGUGUCCUGUCCAUACAGAGACGACACAUAUGCCUGUCCCUGGGCCCUGCAGGAGAGGGAGAUCCGAGCUCUGGUGCCUCCAGACGAAUACGAGCGCUGGCUGCAGAGAAGCCUCUCUGUGGCGGAGUCUCGCUGCGAGGGCAGCUAUCACUGUGCGACUCCGGAUUGCCAGGGAUGGUGCGUGUACGAGGAUACCGUCAAUGUCUUCCACUGCCCCGUCUGUAGGAAACACAACUGCCUCAUUUGCAAGGCCAUCCACGAGGGAAUGAACUGCAAACAAUACCAAGACGAUCUUGCAGCGCGUGCCAUAAACGACUCUGCUGCUAGAAGGACGACACAUCUACUAAAGACUCUUGUGCAGUCAGGCGAGGCCAUGCACUGUCCUCAAUGUGGCAUCAUUGUGCAGAAGAGGGAUGGAUGUGAUUGGCUGCGCUGCACAGUCUGUCACACUGAGAUCUGCUGGGUAACCAGAGGGCCUCGCUGGGGACCCAAGGGUCCUGGAGACACCAGUGGAGGAUGUUGCUGCAAUGUCAACAAUCAGAAAUGUCAUCCAAAAUGCCAAACUGUCACUGAGACUCAGGAAAGGGAUUCUUGGACAUCUCUGGAU
This is a messenger RNA of Fundulus heteroclitus (mummichog), 2616 nucleotides long. RefSeq names its product sharpin and rbck1 related (gene shrprbck1r). The record is from RefSeq and is a predicted model, not a curated record. Gene Ontology annotation, molecular function: ubiquitin-protein transferase activity; ubiquitin binding. Gene Ontology annotation, cellular component: LUBAC complex. NCBI's taxonomy places the organism in Eukaryota, Metazoa, Chordata, Actinopteri, Cyprinodontiformes, Fundulidae. Gene Ontology annotation, biological process: proteasome-mediated ubiquitin-dependent protein catabolic process; protein linear polyubiquitination; positive regulation of canonical NF-kappaB signal transduction.